This is a messenger RNA of Bubalus bubalis (water buffalo), 5980 nucleotides long. RefSeq names its product CDK5 regulatory subunit associated protein 2 (gene CDK5RAP2). Gene Ontology annotation, cellular component: mitotic spindle pole; perinuclear region of cytoplasm; pericentriolar material. The coding region runs from base 167 to 5941 and encodes 1924 amino acids. The record is from RefSeq and is a predicted model, not a curated record. Gene Ontology annotation, biological process: negative regulation of centriole replication; microtubule bundle formation; regulation of mitotic cell cycle spindle assembly checkpoint. Gene Ontology annotation, molecular function: gamma-tubulin binding; protein kinase binding; microtubule binding. Lineage: Eukaryota; Metazoa; Chordata; Mammalia; Artiodactyla; Bovidae. The transcript is spliced from 38 exons.
AAGAUGGCGGCCGCUGCGGUUUGAAUUCCAGCGGCGCCGCCGGAGUCCGAACAAGAGCUGGGUUGGAGGGGGCGGGGACCUGGGGAGCCGGGCGGGUCGCGAUCCCGUGGGGGAAGCAGUGGCGCCGUCGCUAGACACCAGCGCCACCACCUCCUUUGUGUCCACGAUGGACUCGGUGUUGGAAGAAGACGUCACCCUCCCCGGGACGCGUAGCGGCUGCAGUGGCCUUGCUCUCGGUGUGCCAGAUGACCCGGAAGGCAUCAGCCCUGAUCCUGGUUCGGGAAACGGUGUGCUCCCAAACGUGUCGGAAGAAAAGGUGUCUCCCACCAGAGCGCGGAACAUGAAGGACUUUGAAAACCAAAUCACUGAACUGAAGAAAGAAAACUUUAACCUAAAGCUCCGCAUCUAUUUCCUCGAGGAAAGCCUGCAGCGGGAGCGUGGCGGCCGCACGGAGCGUGCCUGCAAAACUAACAUCGAGCUCAAGGUGGAAGUAGAGAGCCUGAAGCGGGAGCUGCAGGAGAGAGAGCGGCUGCUCAUCAAAGCCUCCAAAGCAGUUGAGAGCCUCGCCGGAGGGGGCGGCUCUGAAGUUCAGCGGGUGAAGGAAGAUGCUCAGAAGAAGGUCCGCCAGGUCGAAGAUGUCCUAACCAAGAGGAUACACCUCUUAGAAGAGGAUGUGAAAGCCGCCCAAGCAGAAAUGGAAAAGGCCUUUGCUGGGACAGAAUCAGAGAAGGCUCUGCGACUGAGCUUGGAAAGCAAGCUUUCAGAGAUGAAGAAGAUGCGCGAGGGGGACCUGGAGAUGGCUGCGGUCCUGGAAGGGAAGGACAGACUGAUUGAGGAGUUGAAGCUGUCUUUGAAGAGCAAAGAUGCUUUAAUUCAGUGCCUUAAAGAGGAGAAAUCUCAGAUGGCAUCUCCUGAUGAAACUGUGUCGUCUGGAGAACUCCAAGGACUUUCUGCUGCUCUGAGGGGAGACGGGGAGGGCGAGGCUGAGGCUGCACAGAUGGAGCGGGAAAAGGAGAGAAGUCGCUUUGAAGAGAGAAUCCAGGCACUUCGGGAGGACCUGAGGGAGAAGGAAAGAGAAAUCGCUACGGAAAAGAAAAAUAGUUUAAAGAGGGAUAAAGCCAUUCAGGGUCUAACCAUGGCAUUAAAGGCGAAGGAAAAAGAGGUUGAAGAACUUAACUCUGAAAUCGAAGAGCUCAGUGCUGCCUUUGCUAAAGCCAAAGAAGCCCCCCAGAAAGCACAGACCCAGAAAUUCCAGGGGUCUGAAGAUUACGAGGCCGCUCUGUUAGAAAAGGCAACCCUUUUGGCUGAGCUGCACUCAGAAAACCUCAGCAAGAGCACAGAGAACCACAGACUGCGAAGGAGCAUUAAGAAGGUCACCCAGGAGCUGAGCAACCUGCAGCAGGAACGGGAGAGGCUGGAGAAGGCGCUGGAGACAGCCCGCCAAGAGAGGAGCAAGGGAGACCACACCAUCCACGACCUUAGAAAUGAAGUUGAGAAAUUACGCAAUGAAGUGAAUGAAAGAGAGAAAGCAGUGGAGAAUUGUUACAAGAGUCUGUUGAGUGAAAGCAAUAAAAAAUUGCAGAGUCAAGAGCAAGUGAUCAGAAGCCUCAGAGAAAGCGCCGCUCAGAAGGACUUGUUGCUUCAGAAGUUCAAUGGAAGAGAUCUGGAAGCAGCACGGCAGAACUGUGGCUUAGUGCCAAUGGAGGAGCCCGAGUCCGGGAGUGAAGACGUGAUAACAGAAAAGUGCUCUUCUCAGUCACCAGGCGGCAAAAGCAUCUUCUCAGAGGAAAAGCAACAAUUAAGCUAUGAAGAGCUGAUUCAGGUCGUAAAGAAAGAACGGGACAUCUAUACACGCCUGGUAAAAUCUCUGCAGGACUCAGACAGUGUCAGCGCCCUGCAGGCUGAGUUGAGCAGUGUCUUUGCCCUGCGGAAGCGGCUGGAGUGGGACGUGCUCUCGUACCAGCACCUGCGGAAGGCCCUGGAGGAGCAGAUCAGCGAGAUCCGGCGGCGGGAAGAAGAAACAUUUUCAUUUUAUAGUGAUCAAACAUCUUACCUGAGUAUUUGCCUUGAAGAACACAAUCGGCUUCACGUGGAACAUUUUUCUCAAGAAGAGCUUAAGAAAAAGGUCAGCGACCUUAUCCAGCUGGUGAAGGAGCUGUACGCGGACAACCAGCACCUGAAGAAAACCAUUUUUGAUCUCUCCUGCGUGGGUUUCCCAGGAGACAACAAGCCUGAGUCAGUAGAUCAAACAGAGCUUCUGGCUAGCAAGGAGGACGAGGACUCAACCAGAACUGGAGAGGAGGACGAGAGUAAUUUGCUGAGUGACGAGUGUCUGGAGCAGCGUCACAAGACUAUGGAGGACAGUUCCAAAGGGGGCUGCAAAAAUGGAUAUUUAAGGCACGCUGAUUCCAGUAUCUUAGACUACGGUGGAGCACACACGUCCGGCGGCCCUGGAGACCAGGGUCUGGAAGAAGGCGAGCUCGUGAGCCUGCUCGCCCCGCUCUUCGGCGAGAAGGCUGUGUGGUUCCUGGAAUCCAGGCCAGAUCUUCUGAAAGUGCUCCGUGAACUGCUUCUGGAGCAGAUGCGCUUGACGGAACAGGAGGCUACGGGAGAACACCUUGAUGGUAAAACGGAGAAGAUGCUGAGGCAGGUGGCCAUUCAGCUAAGAGGUGAAUUUGGACAUUUCAUCCAAGCCAGCUCGUCUCCCAUGCCACCUGAUGAGCUGCAGUGGCCUCGGGCAGUCCAGCUGGCACAGGGGGCUGAGGCGUCCAAAGCGGAGCAGAAAGAUGCCUCCGUGCAGACCUCGGCCGUGGAGGGCGACACCCUCAGAUGCGGACACGAGGGCCCGAGAGAGGCUUGGGAGGAGCAACUGGCAGACGCCGUGUUCAGUGCUGGACGUCGGCCGGAAGAGCCGUGCAGGAUGCUGGGGCGGCAGGCCCCCGCCCCCGCCUUCCCCAGGAGGACCGAGAGAGAUGCGAAGAAGUCGCGCCUGCCUGUCCUGAUAAAACCGUCGCAAUCGCUGGGAGGCGUGUGCCGGCUCCCUGCCUCCCAGGAGGCGGUGGCCCACCUGCAGGCCCAGGUCCUGAAGCUGCAGGGGGAGCUGAAGGAGUUGAAAAUCCGCAACAAGCAGCUUCACCAAAAGUUAAUUCUGGCGGAAACAAUGACAGAGGGGCGGCCUGCGCCAGAGGAAGUGCUCCCGAAAGCCCAGAACCUCGUGGGAACAGCCUACCAGGACGGGCCGGGAAAGCAGGGAGGCCUGGAAGCCACGCCCCGCGUCUGGAGAGACAGGGAAGGGGACGAGGAGCAGCAGGCCGCCCACAAGCCCAGCCAGCAUUCACCCCCUGUGCCUGCCGACCAGCUGCUGUGUGCCGGGCACCAUUUGGGGGUUUCAUACUCUGAAGUUUACCAGCCAGAUGACCCAGGCGUCUUGCCACCAGGCGACAAAGAUCCCUCUGAAGACUUCCCAGGCCCACCUUCAGCAGCUACACACUUGAGUUCCAACAGUCAGUUUUCCACUAAAGUCAGUGUGGUUGGGACCAACCCACUGGAGAACACCGAUACCUCAAAUGAUAAAGAAAACUUAGAACGGAAAAUCUGUGACCUGGAAACGGAGCUCGAGGGCUACCGGAGCUUCAUCCUGCAGCUGCAGAAGCACUCCGGGUUCAGCGAGGCCAUCAUUACGGUCUUGUGUGGGACAGAAGGGGCCCAGGGCGGCCUGAGCAAGUCCAAGGGCAGAGCCGACGAGGAAGAAAUGGCCUUCUCGAGUUUGCGCCAGGUCCGUUACGUGAAACACAUGGAGAUCCUGCACCCUCUGGCACCAAAGAUGAUGGACGGUGGGGCGCUGGGGAGCCUCGGCCAGCAGUUGGUGGGCCAGGAGUACGAGCUGCAGAAGGAGCAGAAUUUGAACAUGGAGCUUUUUGGUGGAAUCCGUAACCUGCGGAAUAAGAUCAGAGACCUCUCACCCUCCAGGUACGAUUCAUUAGUUCAGGCCCAAGCCAGGGAACUCUCCCUCCAACGACAGCAGAUCAAGGACAGCCACAGCAUCUGCGUCGUCUAUCGUCAGCACGUGAACACCAUGAUCAAGGCGUUUGAGGAGCUGCUGCAGGCCAGCGACGUGGACCUCUGCGUGGCCGAGGGCUUCCGGGAGCAGCUGCACCAGUGCGCGGCGCUGCUGGGGCAGCUGGAGCAGCUGUUUCUCAAGGGAAAUUCAGCUGAAGUGGAAAUGAAAACCCAGAGAGAAGCGAGAGAGUGGGCUGAAGAAGAUGGCUUCACACACCAGCACGUUCUCCCCGAGUCUCCCGCGCCCUCGGCCUGUUGCGUGGCGUCCGACUGUGGACUGUCCGAGAAGUCCUGCUCCUCACAAGACCAGAAGCAAGACAGCGAGGCGGAGAAGGCAUCGGGCCUGGCAAACAACUUUUCGCAAGACUUACUGAUGGAACAUAUACAAGAAAUUCGAAGUUUGAGAAGACGUUUAGAGGAAUCUAUUAAAACAAAUGAGAAGCUACGGAAACAGCUGGAACGACAAGGGACUGAAUGUGACCAAGGUUCUUCAAACAUUUUGGGUUAUGGUCCAGAGGUCCACAAUUCUCUGACAUCAGAAGUACGUUUCCUGAGGAAGCAGAACCAGGCCCUCAAUACGAUGCUCGCUAAAGGAUCCAGAGAUAAACAGAAGGAGAACGAGAAGCUGCGCGAGGCCCUCUCCAGGAAGGCCGCCAGCCUGGAGCACCUCCAGGGGGAGCUGGCCGCUGUGCAGGCGGAGAAGGAGCGGCUGCAGAGAGAGGCAGACGGGAAGGAGAGUGAGAACCAGCGGCUGCUUCAGGAGGCAUGCCACGGCCGCAGGGCGCUGAGCAGGCUGCAGGAGGAGUCGGCGUUGAGGCAGCAGCUGCUCUUGCAGAGCGACAAGCUCCUGAGGGCCCUGCGGGCAGAGCUGAAGGUGUAUGAGAAGCUGGACCAAGAGCAACGGAGGCCGCGAGAGGCUGGUGUGGAGGCGUCAAGAGAAGGCUGGAGGGGCCAGGACCUCCUGGACCACCUGCACAGCCUCCUGGCCGAGGUCCAGGCUCUGCAGGCGUUGCUGGAGAAAAGCAUCAAGACCAACAUGACGCUGCAGAGCUGGGUGGAGGAGCGGCUGGUGCAGGAUGGGGAAAAGGCCCGGGAAGCUGCUCUCGCUUUGGCUCUGCAGAGCCUGUCCUCCCCUGAGCAGCCCCUGCCGCUGGAUGAGCCGGAUGGUGACAAGUGUCCCGUGGCAACUGACAAUUCAUGUGAUCUGUUUGAUCCCACCCCAGCAACGCCCCCAAGAUCAGCUUCAGAGAUGCCUGCGCUCUCCGGAAGUGACGUGGACGCCCUGUCCUGCGACAGCGGCAGGUCCGUUGUCAGCGCCUCCUGCGCGUCCUCCCUGGUCCCCAGCCACCACCUCUGGGCCAGCAGGAGCGGCCGUCACGUGCUGGGCCUGGCCGAGGACUACGAUGCCCUGUGUGAGCAGAUUGGCCAGGGCCAGACGCUCCUCGCCGAGGUGGACCUUCGGAUCCGAGAGGCUCCUGGCCCCAUCAGUCAGGAGCUGGUAACCAAGGGUCCACACGCGGCGCCCCCGAGCUGCUCUGUCACCGGCGUGAGCUCUGCCAGGCGGAUGCUGGACGAGGCCGCGAGGUUGCUGGUGCGUUUCUGGAAGGUCUCGCUGCCCACCGACGGCCAGUGCACGCUCCACUGCGAACAGAUGGGAGAACUGAAGGCAGAGAUCAGCAAACUCCACAAAAAACUGUUUGAACAAGAAAAGAAGUUGCAUAACACCCUGAAGCUGUUGCAACUGAGCAAGAACCAGGAGAAGGUCAUCUUUGACCAGUUGGUCGUGACACACGAGGUCCUUCGGAAGGCCAGAGGGAACCUGGAGCUCAGGCCUGGGAGUGCCCACCCUGGAACGUCCAGUCCCAGCCGACCAGGCUCCUGAGGAGAACUUUGAGCCAAUAAAGCUUGGGGUUCCCGCUGA